UGUGUAGUAUGCAGCGAUCCAAGACCUUUAGGGGACUUUCCCGUACGUGCAUCACGCUGCAAUCAUCCUUCGCAAACCUGUCGCGACUGUUUCGAGACAUGGAUAGCAUCGAGCAUGGAAAGCAAUGGCCAUGAUCGCAUCACUUGCGCCCAAUGUCCCGAAAAGCUGGAAUACAAUGAGAUCCAGAAUCUUGCUUCCGCGGAGACAUUUGCCAGAUUUGACGCCCUAACCACCCGCGCUGCCCUCUCCGCAAUCCCAAAAUUCCUCUGGUGCCCCUCCCCCAAUUGUGCAUCUGGCCAAGUCCACCACGGGCGUCCAGAGCACUUCCCCCUCUUCACCUGUGUCGCGUGCAAGCACAGCUUCUGCACUAACCACCCCGAGUCCCCGGACCCCAUCCCUUCACACCCCAACGAGUCGUGCGAAGCGUACAACAUCCGCAUCGCCAUGUCCCGACGCACUCGCGAGCGGCUCGCACAAGACCGGGAGAGCGAGCGGAUGCUCCAAAAGCUUGCGAAGCGCUGUCCCGGGCCAGACUGCGGGUGGUGGAUCGAGAAGAAAGCUGGCUGUGAUCAUAUGACUUGCUCGCGGUGUAGGUGGGAGUUCUGCUGGCUGUGCAAGGCGGACUAUGUGCGGAUUCGGAAGAGGGGGAAUACAGAGCACAAGAAGGAUUGCAGGUAUUAUGGUAGAUAGGGAUGAACGUGCUGUUUAGAGCGGUUCAGAAGAGCAAUGUUGUGGAUUACUCUUGGCUAAUCAAAUGCUAGCUAGCUGGGCUACUCCUGACGGUAGUAAAGGGCGAGCAAAACUCACACGU
Molecule: messenger RNA, 811 nt
Organism: Mytilinidion resinicola
Lineage: Eukaryota; Fungi; Ascomycota; Dothideomycetes; Mytilinidiales; Mytilinidiaceae
Exons: 2
Coding region: 115-690 (191 amino acids)
Biological process (GO): positive regulation of proteasomal ubiquitin-dependent protein catabolic process; ubiquitin-dependent protein catabolic process; protein polyubiquitination
Cellular component (GO): ubiquitin ligase complex; cytoplasm
Molecular function (GO): zinc ion binding; ubiquitin conjugating enzyme binding; ubiquitin protein ligase activity
Source: RefSeq, a predicted model, not a curated record